Paramecium tetraurelia is the source of this 1953-nucleotide messenger RNA. RefSeq lists its product as uncharacterized. NCBI's taxonomy places the organism in Eukaryota, Ciliophora, Oligohymenophorea, Peniculida, Parameciidae. Gene Ontology annotation, biological process: spliceosomal complex assembly; regulation of mRNA processing; protein phosphorylation. The transcript has 9 exons. The record is from RefSeq and is a predicted model, not a curated record. Gene Ontology annotation, molecular function: ATP binding; protein kinase activity.
AUGAGUUAGGAGAAAUAGCAAGAAGAACCUGCUAAAUUUGGAAAGCCAAUAAAUGAGCAAAUAGGAGAAUUGAUGGAUCAUCUCGAUAAAGAACAUGACAGCGAAGACGAAGGCAUGGAAGAUUAUAAAAUUGGAGGUUAUCAUCCAGUGCAUAUUGGUGAGAUAUUACUAAACCGAUACGUGAUUAUUUAAAAAUUAGGUUGGGGACACUUCUCUACAGUCUGGUUAGCAAAGGAUUUCAAAUAUGAUACAUAUGUCGCAUUGAAAAUUCAAAAGAGUGCUUCCCAUUAUUUAGAAGCAGCAUAUGAUGAAGUUGAAAUUCUUCAAAAAGUUGCCUAGAAUGUUCAAAACCCCGUUUGGAUUCAAUCCUUGAAAGAGUAUUAUGCAGAUUAAGGAAGGACAUCUUUCAACAGGGAUGACACUCACACUGUCUAAUUGUUAAAUUCAUUUGUGUAUAAGGGACCAUAUGGUCAUCAUUUCUGUAUGGUUUUCGAGAUUUUGGGAGUCAAUCUGCUAGAAAUUAUUAAACGAUAUGAAUACAAAGGAUGUCCAAUGGAUAUCACUAGAAGAAUGGCUAAAUAAAUUUUAAUAGGAUUAGAUUAUCUUCAUAGAAUAUGUGGAGUAAUUCAUACAGAUUUGAAACCUGAAAACGUUUUACUAUGUUUAUCAGAUGAAGAGAUUAAAGAUAUUGUUGAGAAUGGAUAGUUGACUUCUAAUUAAUUAUUUUCAGAUAGAAUUCACAUCUAUAGAUAAAUGUUAGGAAUCGAGAAACCUACUGUUCCAGAGCCAAUUGCAAAAAAGGAAGAUGAUGAAUUAAGUGAAAGCACUACAAAUUUAUCGAAGACUCAAAAGAGAAAAUUAUUAAGGAAAAAGAAAUAAUAGUAAUAACAUGAAGAAUCAAGAAAGGAAUCAUAAGAAGUUCAAGUAGAUUAAAUUGAAAUGCCUAAAUCCAUUAAGGAAUUAUUUUAACAAUAAAAGAAAAUAUCUUUUACUUAAUAAAAGAAAUUACCAGAUAAUUUUCGUUUGAAAAUAGCUGAUCUCGGAAAUGCAUGUUGGAUUCAUCACCAUUUUUCAACCUUAAUUUAAACUAGACAGUAUAGAUCACCUGAGGUACUACUGGGAAUCAAAUACAAUCCAACAGCUGACAUAUGGAGUUUUGCUUGCAUGAUUUUUGAAAUGCUCACAGGAGAUUACUUAUUCGAACCAAGAUAGGGACCUAAUUUUUCAAAGAAUGAGGAUCAUUUAGCAUAGAUUCAAGAAUUACUAGGCAAAUUUCCAUAUGAAUAUAGUACAAGGGGAGCCAAAGCGAAGAGAUACUUCUAAUAAAAUGGACAAAUGAAAAGGAUACCACAGUUGCAUUUUUGGAAUUUGCAUAAUGUUUUGACUGAAAAAUACAGAUUUAAAUAGGAAGAAGCCUUGUCCUUUGCUUCAUUUAUGAUGCCCAUGUUACACCAAUUACCAGAGUAUAGAACUACAGCUUAAGAAGCGUUGAAGAGAGAAUUAUGUUAGAACGAUUUAGAUCCAUAAAUAAGGAAAUGUCUACUUAAGAAAUAUAUCGAUUAGAUAUUCUAAUUUUAGAAUUUCAGAGACAUAAUUCCCAGUUCUGGCUGGCUGUAAUAAAAAACAAAUCCUGGAGUAGGACACAAAAUGAAUGAGGAUGAAUACAAAAAGUAUACAAAAUUAAAGAAAGUCAAUGAAGAAGUAGAAUAAUUGGAUUAGGCUGUUGAUGGCAUCUAACCCACUUUGUUAUCAAAUUAUAGAAGGGCUUCAACCAGAUCAUAUGAUGGUUCUAAUUCUUAGACUCCUUAAUAGGAUAAAUUUAAAAAGUAAGAUGGAAAGUAUGUAGAUCAUCGGGUUAUUGACAGAUCAUUCACAGAUUUGGGAUAUAUUGGUUAUGGAGAUGGAAUUGAUUUAGAAUAAUUAGACAGUACAGGAAAUUGGUAAUUUAGUUGA